CACCCGGAUGUACUUCGAUAAAACCAAACACUUGCACAUGAAGAUUUGUUAAGUUACAGCGUUAAACCAAGAGUUUGUUCUCAGUUUUGUAGUUUGUGUUUGUUCCUGAGACGGGCAUUGUUUCAUGCCGCUGGUUUCUCUCUAAAAGGUGGCGUCCUGCUGACGUAUUUACAUUAACUCCUCGCUGUUUUACAAUGUCUGCGGCUCCCGCGGCUCCCGAGGUGAAGAGCGGCCAGCUGUUCAAGGACUGCUGGAGCUGCAGGGUCGUGUCCGGGGGCGGGCUGGUCCUGUCCGGGGCUUAUGUGUACCAUGCAGCGAGGAGAGUGAUGCAGCGAGGAGGCCCCACCUCCAUGGGAACAGUAGCGCAGGUGACAUUUGCUGCAUGUCUGGCCGCCUGGGGACUCGUCGUCCUCACCGACCCGGUAGGGAAAUCACAGAGGAAAGACUUGAAGACCCAAUAAACUCGGAACUGACCUUUUGACCUUAAAACUGCGCGGACUGCCGUGUGGCGUUGAUGUGGAGCUGAAGAGAUCAAUCAGAUCGAUGUGUUUGUAUGGACAUUAUAUUCUGUGUUAAUGAGGAGCUCUUGACGGCUCAUAUUAAAAUGGAAAACUCAAUGUGACUUAAAAUCUCCUGCUUAUCCUUGAAAUGUUAUACAUGCAUGGUGAUUGUACAGGGAUUUAGUUUUCAUGGCCAAAUCAUACCUGUCAAGUUUUGGACUUAAAAAUAAAGGAGCAUUUCCACCAGC
Messenger RNA from Cololabis saira (Pacific saury), 748 nucleotides. RefSeq names its product distal membrane arm assembly component 1 (gene dmac1). NCBI's taxonomy places the organism in Eukaryota, Metazoa, Chordata, Actinopteri, Beloniformes, Belonidae. The coding region runs from base 195 to 461 and encodes 88 amino acids. The record is from RefSeq and is a predicted model, not a curated record. The transcript has 2 exons.